UUAGAGCCAUUUCCAUUGCUCGGUCACAAAUAUAAAUAUCAUACUUACCUGAUAUAUGAUUCAACUUCAAACACCCCUUUCCAUUCCAUUCUUCUUUCUUCCACACUUAAAAGUCAUGGCUGAAUUGCUUCUUUUCAGCUCUGCAGAAUCGCUCCUCGGGAAGCUUGCUUCUGCUGCCCUUCAAGAAGUUUCUCUAGCGUUUGGUGUGCACCGCCAUCUUCAACACAUGAAAGAAACUAUGGAACUCAUAAGAGGUGUGCUUUUAGAUGCUGAGAAAAAGAAUCCGCAUAGCAGUGCCCUGAGUGAAUGGCUGACUCAAAUCAAGCGUGUGUUUUCUGAUGCUGAAGACAUAGUAGAUGAUUUUGAGUGUGAAGCCUUGCGGAAAGACGUUGUCAACACCUAUGGAAGCUGCUCAAGAAAGGUACACCGCUUCUUCUCAUCAAGUAAUCCUGUUGUUUAUCGUCUUAGAAUGGCGCAUCACAUUCAAAACAUCAACACCAGGUUGGCCAAACUUGCAGCUCAAAGAAGCAUGUUUGGCCUUCAAGUCAUUCACCAAGACACACGUAUCGUGCAUGUGAGGGAAAUGACUCAUUCUCAUGUAAACCCUUCCAAUGUUAUAGGGAGGGAACAUGAUAAACAAGAAAUAAUAAAUCUUCUGUUGCAAGAUGAUCAUGGCCAAAGUCUCUCUGUUAUUCCCAUUGUGGGAAUGGGAGGCUUAGGAAAGACCACACUUGCUAAGUUGGUCUUUAAUGACACCACUAUUCAUGCAUGUUUUCCGUUGAGGAUGUGGGUGUGUGUUUCCAAUGAUUUUGAACUUAGGAACGUGCUCAUUAAAAUCCUCAAUUCUGCUCCAAACCCAAUUGGAGAAAACUUCAAUAACUUUGAGACAGAGCAACUUCAAAUUCGUUUGAGAAAUACACUUCAUGGGCAGAAGUUCUUGCUCGCAUUGGAUGAUGUAUGGAACGAGGAUCCAGCAAGAUGGGAUGAGUUGAAGGAAAUAAUAGAUAUGGGUGUUGAAGGGAGUAAAAUCCUAGUAACUACUCGUAGCCAAAAAGUAGCUGCCAUUAUGCAUACUAAAUCUUCAAAUUUGUAUCUUCUUCAAUGUCUCUCUAAAGAGGAUUCUCUUUCUUUAUUUGUGAAAUAUGCUUUUGAAGAUGGAGAUGUGAUGAAACAUCCACAACUAUUGAAAAUUGGAGAAGAAAUAGUAAAAAAAUGUGGAGGGUUACCAUUGGCGGUGAAAACGGUAGGGAGUUCAUUGUUCUCAAGGGUUGAUGAAAAAGAGUGGGAGAGUGUAAGAGACAAUGAGAUUUGGAAUUUAAAACAAAAUGAAAAAGACAUUUUGCCUGCUCUCAAACUAAGUUACGAUCAACUCCCUUCAUACUUAAAACCUUGUUUUGCUUCUUUCUCUCUUUACCCAGAAGACACUUAUAUUUUUAGUUCUCAAGUUUGUCUGUUCUGGGGAGUACUUGGUUUUCUUCCAACACCAAAGGCAAGUGAAUCAAUAAUUGAUGUUGCCACUCAAUUGUUGCAUGAGCUAUGGUCAAGAUCUUUUCUUUCAGACUAUGAAGACUUGGGAGGUGAUUAUCGGUUUAAAUUACAUGAUUUGGUGGUUGAUCUUGCCGAAUAUGUUGCAAAGGGUGAGUUUGAAAUAAUCCAAAACCACAAUCCAAACUUAAACAAGAAUGCCCAUCAUUUGGUGUUAAUGAAUAAUAAUUUGCUUGAUAAAGCUCUUCUUCCCUCAAGUCUAAGAACUAUUAGUUUUCCCACUGGAGCUAAUAAUGAAGAUUUCUUGAAUACAUUGGUGUCAAGAACUCCCGGAUUCAAUUUGCAAACUUCAAAAUUUGCAAAAUUUGAACCUUAG
Molecule: messenger RNA, 1861 nt
Organism: Vigna radiata var. radiata (mung bean)
Lineage: Eukaryota; Viridiplantae; Streptophyta; Magnoliopsida; Fabales; Fabaceae
Product: putative disease resistance protein RGA3
Exons: 2
Coding region: 56-1861 (601 amino acids)
Biological process (GO): defense response to other organism
Molecular function (GO): ADP binding
Source: RefSeq, a predicted model, not a curated record